This is a messenger RNA of Staurois parvus, 174 nucleotides long. NCBI's taxonomy places the organism in Eukaryota, Metazoa, Chordata, Amphibia, Anura, Ranidae. The record is from the annotation of a GenBank genome assembly.
AUGAUUGGAGAACCAACAAACUUUGUUCAUACUGCACAUGUAGGAUCAGGAGAUGUAUUUAGUGGAAUGAAUUCAGUGAGUUCCAUCCAAAACCAAAUGCAGUCAAAGGGUGGUUAUGGUGGCAACAUGUCAGCGAAUGUCCAGAUGCAGCUGGUGGACACCAAGGCUGGAUAA